Messenger RNA from Trypanosoma cruzi, 597 nucleotides. Its product is annotated as histone H3, putative. Gene Ontology annotation, cellular component: nucleosome. The transcript has a single exon. The record is from RefSeq and is a predicted model, not a curated record. NCBI's taxonomy places the organism in Eukaryota, Euglenozoa, Kinetoplastea, Trypanosomatida, Trypanosomatidae. Bases 1 to 597 code for a protein of 198 amino acids. Gene Ontology annotation, molecular function: protein heterodimerization activity; structural constituent of chromatin; DNA binding.
AUGCGCACUGCGUAUGCACGGCGAUGCGCGCGUGUCCCUGUCGCGACCUGCUCUCGCCGUUCCCAUUCUGUUGUUUCUGUGUUCUUUUUGUUGUGGUGUCUUGCGGCACAAAUAAGGAAGCCUGCGUUGAAACAUCAACAAGCGAAAAAAAGAAAACAACAACAAGAACAACAAGCAACAAGAAUAAAAGGAGAUAUGUCGAGGUCGAAAGAGACGGCGCGGAGCAAGCGUACCAUCACUUCUAAGAAGAGCAAGAAGGCCCCCAAGGCCCCUGGUGCGGCCACCGGCGUGAAGCACGCACAGCGCCGCUGGCGCCCGGGCACCGUGGCGCUCCGCGAGAUCCGCCAGUUUCAGCGCUCCACGGACCUUCUUCUGCAGAAGGCGCCCUUCCAGCGCCUGGUGCGUGAGGUGUCGGGUGCGCAGAAGGAGGGCCUGCGCUUCCAGAGCAGCGCGAUUCUUGCGGCGCAGGAGGCGACGGAGUCCUACGUUGUGUCGCUUCUCGCCGAUACCAACCGCGCGUGCAUCCACAGCGGCCGCGUGACGAUCCAGCCAAAGGACAUCCACCUCGCCCUCUGCCUCCGUGGUGAGCGCGCGUAG